AUGGAUCAUCGGAGGAAUCAAUUAUACCAUUAUCGCAAUUCAUCCAACAACCACCGCAUGCUUAUUGUGAAUUCUAGAAUUAAUCCUUCAAGUGGAAGGCCUCACCACAACUUUCAUCAUCAUUAUCAUCAUCAUGUUGCACAUCCUUUAUCUCGAAUGAGAAACCAUAACCAUCAUCCUGUUGCACAUCCUUUAUCUCGAAUGAGAAACCAUAACAGGAAUAUCAAUAACUAUUCUCGAAGUAGACACUCUUCACCCACGUAUCAAGCUAACGUGGAAACAAUAAAUCCCUGGCCACAUGUAGUAAUUUACCCUGAAGAUGAAGUUGCCAUACUCGAAAGUUCAGUUGUUGUUGAUGGUCAUCCUAUGCACAUGGACAUGGCUAUUAGGGACGAGCUUGAAUUGGUUCAAGAAACCGGCAGAUAUCUUCCAACUGCACCACCUUUGUCUCGAGUAAGAAACCAUAAUUCUCAACUACCAGAGACUUUGGACAUUGACAACAUGUCUUAUGAGGAGUUACUAUUAUUGAGUGAACAUUUUCCCGGUGUUGAAACUGGUCUAUCUGAAGAAAACAUUAAUCUUCUAACACAAACACAUAUAUUUGCUGAGUCGCAACUAUCUUCUUCUAGUAAUGGAACUAAUGACUUUUGUGUCAUAUGUCAGGAAAAUUAUAUAAAAUAUGAUAGAAUUGGAAGUCUCGAUUGCAGUCACGCGUACCAUUUUGAUUGCUUAAAGAGUUGGCUAAAAAUAAACAAUAUUUGUCCAAUCUGCAAAUCUCCUGGGUUAACAAAAGUUGAAGAAAUGCAGAUCGAAUGA
Messenger RNA from Impatiens glandulifera, 816 nucleotides. Its product is annotated as probable E3 ubiquitin-protein ligase HIP1. Lineage: Eukaryota; Viridiplantae; Streptophyta; Magnoliopsida; Ericales; Balsaminaceae. The record is from RefSeq and is a predicted model, not a curated record. Gene Ontology annotation, molecular function: ubiquitin protein ligase activity. The transcript has 5 exons. Bases 1 to 816 code for a protein of 271 amino acids.